Messenger RNA from Guillardia theta CCMP2712, 2331 nucleotides. RefSeq lists its product as hypothetical. Bases 1 to 2331 code for a protein of 776 amino acids. Lineage: Eukaryota; Cryptophyceae; Pyrenomonadales; Geminigeraceae. The transcript has a single exon. The record is from RefSeq and is a predicted model, not a curated record.
AUGCAGGCAGAACCGACGGAGGAGAAGGGGAGCAAGGACGAGGCCAAGGACGACGCCAAGGACGACGCCAAGGACGACGCCAAGGACGACGCCAAGGACGACGCCAAGGACGACAGCAAGGACGACAGCAAGGACGACAGCAAGGACGACAGCAAGGACGACAGCAAGGACGACAGCAAAGGGCGAGAAGGGGUGGAGGUGGAAGGGCGGUCAGGGGAAGUGAAGACAGAUGAUGUGCCAGCAGAACAGCCGGGAGGAAAUUUUGAAGAGCCUCCGAAGGAUGGAUCAAAAGAUAGAGCGAAGGAGGAGGAGAUUAGUGGCCAGAAGGAGGAGGAAGUUAACUCUCUGAAGGAUGAACAGAAAGGCACGGAGCCUCCUCAGAUCAAUGCACCCAUAGAAAGCGCCAGGGACGAGGAAGCUGCGAAACGAGCUGCUGUAGAAGAUGGAGGAGUAGAGUCGGAUGAGGCCAGCGCCAAGUCGCAGAGGGAGAGGCAGGCAAGUGUUGGGAGUGUGGGAGGGAUGAAGGCUACCCCGCCUGAGUCCUUGCAAGGAGGGCACCAAAUGAGGUCGAACUCGAUUGAGCACGCAGGUGAGAUUAAAGAUAGCAGCAUGCAGGAAGCGCCGUCGGGUCGUGCAGAGGAGAAGGAGAGUGAGCAGAAGGCGGCGAACAGAGACCCUGCUCGUAACGCUGAGGGAGGGGCCGGGCAGCACAAAAGCAACCCGCUGCUCAGUCCCCCGCCCACUGGCGCUGCCAAGUAUGCGAGGGGUUCUGACCUGUACCAAGACAAGUACGACAAGUUCAGUGUGGCAGAGAUCAUCUCGUUAUACUGCCGACAUCUGUUCGAGGCUGUUGGGUUCGAGCUUGCGGAGACGCGGCUGAAGCGUCUCAAGGAGCUUUCCCGCGAACUGUCGCACACAAACAAGUACAAGGCCCUCUACCAGCGCAGGCCAGAAGUCUGGCACUCCCUCAAGGCGCUAGGAGACCCGCUGAUCGAUGCCGAGUACAGGCAGGAGGACGGGACCAGCGCCAGGGACUGCAAGAUCUACCAAGACGCCGUCCGGUGCUGCGCUGCGCUGAGGGAUGUGAGUGUGGAGAAAGACUUUUAUUAUGAGAGCUUGCUACUCGACCUGCAGAAGCUCGAGAGCUCGCUGAAGAACAUCUACGGCGAGCUGGCCAUGGAGCGGCAGCGGCACGACGUGCUUCGUGCGGUGCUGAGCGCGCAGAACGCUGCCCGGCUGCAGCUGGACGUCCAGGCCCUCGGGGCGGCCAAGGACUUGCUGGAGAUGUCGGUGGCGAUGAAGGUGGUGGAGGUGCUGCGGAAGCUGGAGGAGGAGGAGAUGAGUAAGGAGAGUCUUCAGAAGAAGAUGGAGAAGGUGAAGCAUGAGUCCGAGCAGCUCAAGGACAAGAUCCGCGAGCUGGACUCGGAUGCGCUCAGGAAGGCGGAUACGAUCCUGGACCUCAAGAAGAAGCUGACGGAGGCGCAGCAGCAGAAGAAGAACGCGCUGGAGCGAGCGACGGAGGCAGAGGCGAAGGUGGAGCAGGAGAGGAGGAUCCUGUCGUCGAUCCGGGAGGCCCUGGCGGGGAUGAAGGCGCAGAACGAGGCGCUGAUGAAAGAGGUCGAGUACCUGAAGCAGCAGGUGGAGAAGGUGCAGGAGUACAGGGACAAGACCGUGCAGCUGGAAACAGAGCUGGGGGAGGCGCAGGCAGCCAUCGACUCUGCGCUAAGGUCGAGGGAGCAGGCGUACGCGGAGGUGGCGAUGGAGAGGGAGAUGAGGAGGAAGGGGGACGGGUACGUGCUGGAGAUGAAGGAGGAGGUCCAGAGGGCGCGUGCGACGUUCGCGGGGCUGGAGGAGAAGAUCAGGGAUGUGGAGCUGAGCAAGGCGGGGCUGAAGCAGGAUCUUGAGCAUGAGAGGGUAUGGAGGCAGGAAUGGAACGCUGUGAGGGACAAGGUCGGGGAGGCUGUGCAGCGACUGUACGUGGCGGACCCGAGGAACGUGGUCGAGGAACGAACGCACCAGAUCAUGGCGAUACUCCAGGAGAGGAUCGCGAGCGAGAGCAUGGCGAGGAGUCAGGUGGUCGACUUGGAGGACAAGCUGCACCGGGAGCAGGGACAUCGGCUCAUGCUCGAGCGGCGGCUGGCGACGCUGCAGGCGCAGGUGGUGGAGAUGAGGGUCAGGGCUGCGAGGGGGGAGAUGCCGCUGGAGGAUGAGAGUCUGGGGUCGCUGGGGGAUGGGGAGGACGAGAAGAAGCCGAGGAAGCAGAGGGAUCAGGAGAUGCUCGUUAGCAAGUUCGGGCCGAGCAAGAUCCCGCGAGCACCUGGUGAGUUGUAG